Messenger RNA from Aspergillus oryzae RIB40, 1596 nucleotides. RefSeq lists its product as uncharacterized. NCBI's taxonomy places the organism in Eukaryota, Fungi, Ascomycota, Eurotiomycetes, Eurotiales, Aspergillaceae. The transcript has 5 exons. Gene Ontology annotation, molecular function: amino acid transmembrane transporter activity. Gene Ontology annotation, cellular component: vacuolar membrane. The record is from RefSeq and is a predicted model, not a curated record. Bases 1 to 1596 code for a protein of 531 amino acids. Gene Ontology annotation, biological process: amino acid transmembrane transport.
AUGACUAUUUCUCUUAGUCAAGAGAACAAAAAAUGCCCCGAGACCGGUAAUAUCGCGCUCGAUGGGCCUCAGUUAGGCGAAGCCUCAACUGAGGAAACAGAGCGCGGGGAAUCACGCGAGAUCUUCGAACUGAGCCAAGGCGGCGUCGAGUUCAGGACUGUCAGCUGGCAGCGAGCGACUGUUGUGUUCAUUAAAAUCAGCUUUGCGAUGAGCAUCCUCGCCACUCCAGGGGCUUUAGCGGCACUUGGCUCGGUUGGGGGAUCGUUAUGUAUCAUCGGAUUUACUACGUUGAAUACAUAUUCUGCUAUUAUCCUCGGCGAUUUUCGCAAUAAAUAUCCCCAAUGUCACAGUAAGUCUAUAUCCCAGGAUUCUUCAAAUCUAUCAGGAUUAAUACUUUCUGAAGUGCUGCCAGAUAUGAUGGCCUUCACCUGGGGACGUAUUGGCCGCGAACUCGUCGGAAUCCAGGUCAUAAUUGCUCAGAUCCUAAUUUCCGCAAGUGGAAUCGUUACAACAGCAACCGGAUUCAACGCUUUGUCGAGUCAUGGGACAUGCACAGUGACUUUUGCUCUUGUAUCCACAAUUUUGGUUACCAUAUGCUCGUCCAUCCGCAUGUUCUCUCGUCUGGGCUGGCUGACCUGGAUCGGCUUCUUCACCUUCCUUCUUGCAGUAUUUAUCUUCACGGGCGCCGUGACGCAGCAAGACCGACCUCCAGCAGCCCCACCAACCGGUGACUUUGAUCUCGGCUGGACACCCAUCGCGUACCCAUCCUUUGUUGUGGGUAUGCUGAAUGUAGAAAACAUCUUCAUCAGCACGGCUGGUUCGUCCAUGUUUUUACCUGUUAUCUCGGAGAUGCGCCGGCCCCCGGAUUAUCGCAAGGCUUGUAUCUCGGCCGGUUUCAUAGUUGGAGCUAUGUAUUUGUCGUUUAGUCUGGUUAUAUACCGCUGGUGUGGUGUUUGGCUUUCUGUUCCUGUCUUCGGCAGUGCUGGAAAGCUCUUCAAGCAGAUAUCUUAUGGUAUCGCAAUGCCAGGGCUUGUGAUUGGUGUUGGCAUCUACCAGCAUGUAGCGGCCAAGUACGCCUUUGUCCGGUUGCUCCGUGAUUCGAAACAUUUGCAGGCAAAUACCUGGGUUCACUGGCUCACCUGGCUCGGUAUGAACUUUAUACUGGGUGCUGUAGCUUUCGUUGUGGCAGAGGCAGUCCCGAUCUUGGAUUAUUUACUUGCUUUGGCCGGCGCACUGUGCUUCGCGCCCUUCAGCCUGAUUUUUCCGGCACUUCUCUGGUUUCAUGAUCAUAAAGACUAUAAAUCUGGGCCAAGGAUUCAGAAGGUAAAGUAUGGACUACAUGCGGGAAUUGUGAUUCUUGGGCUUUUCAUGACAGUUGGUGGAACGUAUGCCGUCUCUAUUUCGAUCAAGGACGCGUUUUCCAGUGGAGAUAUCGCCCAGGUCUUUGACUGCAGGGACAACUCUGGAUCCAACAACGGACUGAUCCACGAAUGUGAGGUAAAGCAGGUUGCCUGGGGUUGUGUGUUCAUCAUUCGGCCAAAAGAGAGUAUAAUACCGGAGCGUUUGCUACGGUAUUCCCAAGCUACAUAUAUCUGA